Molecule: messenger RNA, 1392 nt
Organism: Naumovozyma castellii
Lineage: Eukaryota; Fungi; Ascomycota; Saccharomycetes; Saccharomycetales; Saccharomycetaceae
Gene: ERG13
Product: hydroxymethylglutaryl-CoA synthase
Exons: 1
Coding region: 1-1392 (463 amino acids)
Source: RefSeq, a predicted model, not a curated record
AUGACUGAAAAUAAGAAACAAAAGACUACUACAUAUCCAACAAUGAGACCUCAAAAUAUUGGUAUCAAAGCCAUGGAAAUUUACAUUCCAACACAAUUUGUUUCUCAACAAGAUCUAGAAAAAUUUGAUGGUGUUUCCUCUGGGAAAUAUACUAUUGGAUUGGGUCAAACUAAUAUGUCAUUUGUUAAUGACAGAGAAGAUAUAUAUUCCAUGUGUUUGACUGUUCUUUCCAAAUUAAUUAAGAAUUAUAAUAUUGAUACCAAUGAAAUUGGUAGAUUAGAAGUCGGUACUGAAACUUUAAUUGAUAAAUCUAAAUCUGUUAAAUCUGUCUUGAUGCAAUUAUUUAAUGGGAAUAAUGACGUGGAAGGUAUUGACACUUUAAAUGCCUGUUAUGGUGGUACUAAUGCUCUUUUCAAUUCUUUAAAUUGGAUUGAAUCAAGUGCUUGGGAUGGUAAAGAUGCCAUUGUGGUCUGCGGUGAUAUUGCCAUUUAUGAUAAAGGUGCUGCAAGACCCACAGGUGGUGCAGGUGUUGUCGCCAUGUUAAUUGGACCAGAUGCUCCAAUUGUUUUUGAUCCAGUAAGAGGAUCAUUCAUGGAACAUGCAUACGAUUUCUACAAGCCAGAUUUCACUAGUGAAUAUCCAUAUGUGGAUGGUCAUUUUUCAUUGACAUGUUACGUAAAGGCUCUAGAUCAAGUUUACAAGAAUUAUUCUCAAAAGGCUAUUGCCAGAGGUAUGGUAGAAUCUGCAGCUGGUCCACAAGCUGUUAAUACAGUUAAUUAUUUUGAUUAUAAUGUUUUCCAUGUUCCCACUUGUAAAUUGGUAACGAAAUCAUAUGGUAGACUGUUAUAUAACGAUUUCAGAGCUAAUCCAUCCUUAUAUCCAGAAGUAGAUGCUAAAUAUGCCACUAUGGAUUAUGAUGAAUCAUUAACUGAUAAAGUAUUGGAGAAGACCUUCGUCAAUGUUGCCAAGUCGCAUCACAAGGAAAGAGUCGCACCAUCAUUAGUGGUGCCCACAAAUACAGGUAACAUGUAUACAGCUUCUGUGUAUGCAUCAUUAGCAUCAUUACUAUCUCAAGUGGGGUCCGAAAAAUUACAAGGCAAGAGGAUCGGGUUAUUCUCUUAUGGAUCUGGUUUGGCAGCCUCACUUUUCUCGUGUAAAGUUGUUGGUGACAUUAGUAACAUUAUCUCCGUGCUGGACAUUGAUGCCAAACUGAAUGCCAAUAGACAAUUGGGGACUCCUGAAGAAUUUGAAGCUGCCAUCAAGUUGAGAGAAGAUGCACAUUUACAAAAGGGUUUUGAACCUGCAGGGUCCAUCGACCAAUUGCAAAAGGGCGUCUACUACUUGACCUCUGUAGACGAUCGUUUCAGAAGAAGUUACACUAUCAAAGAGUAA